Messenger RNA from Rotaria socialis, 1212 nucleotides. NCBI's taxonomy places the organism in Eukaryota, Metazoa, Rotifera, Eurotatoria, Philodinida, Philodinidae. The record is from the annotation of a GenBank genome assembly.
AUGGUGAUAACAUUGAUACCCCCAAUUUGGACUGAUCGUGAUGAUUGUUUUCGUUGUCGUACAUCAUUCUCUGCAUUCACACGAAAACAUCAUUGUCGUGCUUGUGGCGAAACAUUUUGUGCAACAUGCUCAUCAAAACAAUGUCCUUUGCCUGAAUAUGGCAUUGAAGAUGACGUCCGAGCUUGUAUAACAUGUUAUGAGCGUAUUCAAGCGACAGGUAGCAUACGCCCACAAUAUUUAUCAAUAGAUAAAGUAAAAGAAAAAAAUCAAGAUGAAGAAGAUGCACUUCAAUUAGCAUUAACAUUAUCUAGAAGUGAAGCUGAAGAAAAAGAACGUCAAAAAAAAUUAUUAACUCAAAAAUAUGCCAAUUCAACGAAUCAAUAUCCACAAUUUCCAAUCAGCUCAGCGCCUAUAGCCGAUGAUGAUCAUCAACAAGUUUAUUGGGAAAAUCAAACUAAAAAUGAUCUUAUUACUAUUAAACCAAUAGCAAAAGAUCCACUGGAUCCAUUUGUACGUGAUGAUGAUAUCGAUAUUUUUGUUAAUAAUGUCAAUGAACAUAUAAGCAAUAUCAAAUUUCGCAUGUUAAGUAAUCAACAACGUGGAAGAAACAUAGCCAAUGAUACAGCUGUACAAUCCGUAUUUAUUAUGCUUCAACAUAUGUAUCCUGAAUUACAUCAUUUAAUCAAAUUACUUGACGAUAAACAAGCUUAUUAUGAAAGUUUACAAGAUAAAUUAAAUCAAUUAAAAGAUGCAAGAGAAGCCUUAAAUGCUUUACGUGAAGAUAAUAUUGAAAAUAAAAAACAACAAGCUUUAGAACGCGAAAGACAGCGACAAAUACAAUUAGCUCUUAAACUUGAUGAUAUGCGUCACAAGAAACAAGCUUAUUUGGAAUAUCAAAGACAACUUCAUCUGCACCGUUUGACAGAACAAGAAGCAGAAAUGCAAGCAAGACUUAACCAGCAACGAUAUUAUAUUCAACAACGUGAACAACAAAAUCAACUACCAUACAUUGCACCGGCUCCUGGUAGUUAUUAUUAUCCAGUAGCUCCUCCGUUGUCGAUGACACAAGUAACAAAUGCUCUUCCCUCAGUUGGGCCAACCGUAUUACCUCAAAAUCAAACUUUUUAUUCUCAACAGAAUCUUCCACAACAUCCACCUGUAUCAACACCAAUGCCACCCAAUAAUGAGCAAACAUUAAUAAAAUUUGAUUAA